AGGGGCUUAUAAAGUAUGAACUUGUGUAUGAUUUAGCUGCAGGAAGCAUUAAGAAGAAGGGAAAAGAGAGCAGCCAGGACGCGGUAGAGUCUCUCUUUUAGCCGACUCUAUCCGAGGACGUGUUGCCUUCUGGGGACUUUUUCCACCGGGUCACACUGUUCCUGGUGCGCUCCUCCACUCCUCAGACUCUUGUCUGGUGAAUAAAAUCCGGAGCAUUCUGCUGCUGAACCCUGUUUUUCCUCUUUCCACUCUGUGCGUAAUUUGCGUCCCUGGAUCGAGGAGGAGAAAAAAAGGCGACAUCACAACAACACGAGGACUGGAGGGAUCAAGAGAGAGAUACUAAAAAAAAUAAGAAAAACUUGCUGUGGGGAGAAAUGAAAGCCGUGUUGGAUAUCUGCUGGGUUUUCCUCCUGCUGCACACUCCCGGCGUGCUCUCCUUGUCCACACAUGUAGCAGUAAUCUACCCCCAGGACCCCGUCCUUCGCAUGGGGUCCAACCUGACAGCCAGCUGCUGGGUCCACCCCGACCUGGGCGUCCACGCCAGCUCUCUGUUCUGGACGCUCAACGGCCAACAGCUGCCCGGCUCCAUGUACAGAGUGCUGAGCCCGACUAACCUCAGCGUGACGCUGGCGGGCCUCAACGCCUCCAGACAGACGUCCGGAGACAACCUGGUCUGUCACAACCACAAGGGACACAUCCUGGCCGGCUCCUGUCUCUACGUUGGGAUGCCUCCAGAGAAGCCGGUCAAUCUGACCUGCUGGUCCAGGAACACCAAGGACCUGACAUGCAGCUGGUCGCCGGGAGGAAAAGGAGAGACCAACAUCAGCACACAGUACACACUCAAGUAUAAACUCAGGUGGUACGGGAAGGAGAAGGAGUGUGAGGAUUACACUCAUACGCAGCCUUAUUCCUGCAGCAUCACGCGGGAUCUGCACCUCUUCACGCCGUACGAGAUCUGGGUGGAGGCCGCCAACCAGCUGGGCCGGGCCACCUCUGAUGUCAUCACCCUGGACAUCCUAGACGUGGUGACCACGGACCCUCCGUCAGGGGUCACCGUCAGUCGCGUGGGCCAGUUGGAGGACCAGCUGAGCGUCCGCUGGGAGGCCCCGCCCGCCCUCAAAGACUUCCUGUUCCAGGCCAAGUACCAGAUCCGCUACAGGCUGGAGGACAGCCAAGACUGGAAGGUGAUGGAUGACGUUGGGAAUCAGACAUCUUGUCGACUGGCUGGACUCAGACCCGGAACAGUGUAUUUUGUCCAGGUUCGCUGUAACCCUGUGGGCAUCUACGGCUCUCGCAAAGCUGGAAUCUGGAGCGAGUGGAGCCAUCCUACUGCUGCAUCCACACCCCACAGUGAGCGGCUGAUGUCGGGCUCCUGUGACUCUAAGUCCAGCGGGGACUCUAACUCCACGCUGCGCCGCGAGCUGAAGCAGUUCUUCGGCUGGGUGAGGAAACACGCCUACGGCUGCAGCAGCAUGUCCAUGAAGCUCUACGACCAGUGGAGGGUCCUGAUGCAGAAAUCCCACAAAGCUCGCAACCAGGUUCUCCAAGGGGAUAAAUCCUAGCACACGCUGCAUUUAUCAACAGAAAACGAGUCAAGAAAAGGACUGAGUGAGUGUGUUUCUGUCUGUGUGUGUGUCUGUGUGCAUGUGUGUGUGUGUGUG
Messenger RNA from Centropristis striata (black sea bass), 1661 nucleotides. RefSeq names its product cytokine receptor-like factor 1a (gene crlf1a). Gene Ontology annotation, molecular function: protein binding; cytokine receptor activity. The transcript is spliced from 9 exons. Lineage: Eukaryota; Metazoa; Chordata; Actinopteri; Perciformes; Serranidae. The record is from RefSeq and is a predicted model, not a curated record. Gene Ontology annotation, cellular component: external side of plasma membrane. Gene Ontology annotation, biological process: cytokine-mediated signaling pathway. Bases 375 to 1562 code for a protein of 395 amino acids.